AUGAGCGAUGAUGCGAUGAUGGCUGCGGUUGCUGUCAUAUCGCCUAUUGAAACGCUACCUACAGAGAUCAUUCAGCACAUUGCCGAGCUUUGCACGUGGGACUCGGCUGCUCCGGUUGACGGUCGCCCUUCAGAGCAGGAUACAUGGCGCUAUCGUCUGAGCAAUGGUGAAUGGUGCCCGGAGACAUAUGCGCGACAUCAUGCAUAUCUGGCUCGGGCUAGCUCUCAUCUCUACGAUGUUCUUAACAAGGGAUUGUACACUCGGAAUCUGGUUCGCGACCCUGGACGUCUUUCUUGUAUCCGCUGGGCGGUGAGAAACAACCGACUCGAGACGCUCCAGCGAGCCCAUCAAUAUGGCGGAGAUGUGUCCUUGUAUGGGCACGAUCCUAUCCCCGAUAUGAGACAUGACGCUGAUGGGGUUUAUCGCCACUUCGUCGUGGUCAACAAUGUCUACGUCCCAUAUCAAUACCUGGAGGGAUUGGGGACACCUCUUGUUCAUGCUAUCCGCAAUGGAUUCAGCGAUAUUUUUGCGUUCCUCUUACAGUCCGGAGCGGAUGUCAACAUACCAUGCGAAUCUGAGGGGGAUUAUCUUCUCAAAGAAGUACUCCAACGUCCUGGAUUGGAUAUUAAUGCACGAGACUGGUACAUGAAAUGUGCUCUCUGCCUCGCUGUAGAAUCCGCCGAAGAUGAUUUGGAUGUCAUCAAUUUGCUUCUGCAGCACCCAGGCAUCCGCUGCUCAUUGCCUGACGAGGACACUUUUAUAACACCCUUCCAUAUAGCAGCCAAAAGGGGACGGUUAGACAUUGUUCAACUUCUCAUGCCAAUGCCUGGGGCUGAGGAUGUAUGUCGCGGGCCUAACGCCCAGAGCUUUUUACACGUGGCUGCACGGCAAUCUAAUAAGGAGGUAUUUGAUUUCUUCCUCAGCCAACCUGGUGUAGAUGUCCCCGAGCAACGCCUCGGAUGGGGUUCCCUCCUACACACAGCCUGUAAGGGUGAGGACGACGACAAAUCCAGGGAUUUUGUUCAGCACAUGAUCGACAAUGGCAUUCCUCUUGAGACAACGCACCUAACCCUGAACUCUACAAUUUAUCACGGCAACAUCCGGACAGCCAUAAAAAUUCUUCCCUAUGUACCGGACGCUCACAUGACUCUUCCUUACCAACCUGCCUUUCCUCGCCGGUUCCUUGGGCCGACCACACCGCUUCAUUAUGCUCUCAUGGAACCGCACCCAGACCAGACAUCACUGGUGAAAGAGCUCAUCGCGCGGGGAGUGGAUGUCAAUGCGUUCACCUCUACUGACACUCAGAGAAGGCGACUUCUGGGGUGUGGAGGCACCCCUUUGUUUUUUGCCGCUGCCUUCGCCCGAAACAUUGACUGCAUCAGGCAUCUCAUUGAAGCAGGAGCCGACCUCAAUGUUAUUGUCAACGGUCAAUCGCCCAUAGUUGAGGACUUUUCGGUAGAGCCUGGGGAAAAGCCUUCCAUGUCAUUGCUGGCCGGUGUGUUGACAUAUAUAUGGCGUGAUCGAGAAGGCGUUGUUGAAUGCCGUAUUAAACAUCCAACAAGGAGAGAGGUGCCCUUAGAGGAGAACUUGUCGGGGUUAAGAGACCGACUCCAGCUCCUCCUCAAACAUGGCGCACAAUUGGGCAGGGUGGGCAACUCUCCGUCUGCAUUGAAGCUCAUCUGUCUGGAGGCAGAGCAAAGCUCAUCUUCAACAUUUCUACAGUGGAUUAUAUGUAACGCAACCCCAAGGAACGUGGAUAGGAAACAUAUGGAUGAUCUUGUCCGAGAAUUUCAGUUGCGCGACCAGAAUCCAAUAAUAAGAGAUAUCCUGGAGACUCUGAUAAGCUUUAGAAAUAUAUGA
Molecule: messenger RNA, 1860 nt
Organism: Clonostachys solani
Lineage: Eukaryota; Fungi; Ascomycota; Sordariomycetes; Hypocreales; Bionectriaceae
Source: the annotation of a GenBank genome assembly